CACUCACCCACUCGUGCGGGUCGUGGAGAUAGAUCGAACUGGCGUUGCUUCAAUCUUGGAUGGCGAUGCCGCCGAGCCGCAUAAGACUUCCAGACGAUUCCCACACCACAAAGCCAAAACCAGUUAAGUCAGUCAGUCUGCCAUCACCUGCGACACUGGCAACUGGACUCAGUCAGGAGGAUCCUAUUCCGGGCGUGCGUGUUGUAUGCUCUGUCUUGUCGCGCAUUUGCUUACCGUCUUUUGUGUUGGUUUGGCCUCAUCUUUUAUAACGGAAGAGUUUGCGGAUUUCAAGUGUCGAAUUCGACGGUUGCAAGGUUCGGAAAUCCGAAUCUGAGAUUGGCGUCCGGUGCUGUAGUUGCGGCGCUUACAGAUUCAGCUCCGACGCGGUGGAGCGUGUGAACGCAGUGUUGUGUAAAGUCAGGAGAGACUGACGUUCAGCCCCGUCCACUUUUGGUGGUGGUGGCGGCCUAUUGAGGAGAGAUCAUUUUAAGUCUGGCGGGCCUGGAAUCGUGUGAGCAGACCGGGAGUAAUUAGAUCAGCGAUGUGUUAGUCGCAUUCUCUGUAGCUCUGGAGCUGAAGUUUGCAGCGGAGGUUCAUACAGAUUUAGUUGUGAGGAUGAGAGAGCGUUCUGUGGUUGUGAAGUUGCCGACAAGAAUCUAAGAGAUGAGAGAAAUCGGUGUAAAGAGACAGUGAGAGGUUUAUCGUUGGGUUAAACUGGUAGUGCGGACUUUCGCUAUCACUGCACUUUGUUACUUUGCUCGAUUUCUUUAACGUUGGAUUCGAUUCAUACAUCUCGAUCAACAAACAUGCGCCUCCCCAUCCCGGAUCGGGUAGAGCAGUACCGCAUUUAUGUGACUCUUCGAAGAGAUCUUGCAGUAGGAAUGUUUGCCUACAUACAGGAAUAAUCAGCCUCUUUGAAGUUUGGUUUGUAGUAAAAGGUGAUCUGCAAAGAGGUUGGUGUAGAUCAGCUCUGAGGGCGUUGAGGGACAGUCUCGCACGUUACUUGUGCCGUGUAUUCCCUCCUUUUCUACAGAUGCUCAAGUGCUAGGUGUAGGUGAAAAUCUUCACGUAGAACUGGAGUUCCUGGCUCAGAUCCAUGCCUACAGAUCUCCUUUCUGACCAAAGAAGAGAGAGAGGUCCGCAGGUGGUGAAUUCAUUAGCAGUCGGCUGCGCAUUGAAGCAUCAAUUAUGGCUGGGAUGUUCCUCCAGUGCAAAUUUAAACUGCAUCGCAAGGGGAAGAGUUCUCUGGAACCUCGAAACUCCGCAAUUAGAGGUGGAAUUCGAGGACGUUUGUGUGCGCCAUGGAGUGAAGCUGACACAGCGUCUGUUGACUCCGAAGAUCGGGAGGAUGCAGACCUUGUUCACCUCGACGGUGUUUUGUCAUUCAACCUUGAAGCAUUGAUGCGUGCCUCGGCGUAUGUGUUGGGUAAGAGUGGAGUGGGGAUUGUCUACAAAGCAGUGAUGGACGGUGGGAUCAUUGUAGCUGUUCGAAGGUUGGGCGAGGGUGGCGAGCAGAAAUGCAAGGAAUUCGAGGAUUUAGUGCGCGUAAUACACCACAUGAAGCACCCACAUGUCGUGCGUCUGCAUUCAUAUUAUUGGGCUCCCGACGAAAAGUUGCUCAUCUAUGACUAUCUUUCCAAUGGUAGCUUGGAGACAGCUCUUCAUGGGAGGACAGAGGGUCCACUUCCAUGGGACUCACGUCUUCGCAUAUGCAAGGGAGCAGCUCUUGGCAUUGCGUACAUACAUGAAUGCAGCCCACGGAAGCAUGUCCAUGGUGACAUUAAGCCGAACAACAUUCUUUUAGACAACAACUGGGAUGCCCGCAUUUCUGAUUUCGGUUUGCAACGACUGUUGAGCCUAGUGGGUGCUGUAUCUGGCAAGGAGGUUGAAGUCAAAAAAGGUGAUUCUCAAAGAGGCUCUUCAGUGUCGCCUGCUCCGAUCGUUCCCCCAGCAGGUGAUUCUGUGUCGAAAUUCGCGGAUACUCUUCAAAACUUGAAUCCAAGCGGGACGUUUGCAGAAUUAGGAAGAAAAAUAUCGAGAAGAAGAUCAACAACCAGUCAAAGUACCGAUACGGCGGCUACGCCACAUUUGCUAGGACUGUACCAAGCACCAGAGACAGCAACAGCGAAAAAGCCUAACCAGAAGAGUGAUGUCUAUUCUUUUGGUGUAGUAUUGCUUGAAGUUCUUACGGGAAGGUCACCAUUCGCUCAGCUGGCUGCCGGAGAGCUAGAUCUUGUCACAUGGACGCGGCUAGGUCUCCAGGAAAAGAGACCGCACAGUGAUAUUUUUGAUCCUUACCUGGUAAAAAGCACCACAGAUGAGAGUGAGAUGAUUGAAACACUCCAGGUCGCCUUGGCGUGCACUGCGGUAAACCCCGAUUCACGGCCCAAGAUGCGGCAUGUGGCGAAUUUCUUUGAGCAACUUUGAGUGACCGUGGUUACUUUUAUAUAAUCGGCAUACCAUCAUCUUUUUUAAGUCAUCAAGUAAAGGUGAUCUCAACAUGGUCCCACAGAUAUCUGCACGUGUAUUGGAUUACACCUUACGAUAAAUCAUUUGAAGAAUUACGAACUACUGAGGUUUUCCAGAACUGGAGCAAUUAAUGAUGAGCUGCGGGGAACUCGAGGAUACGGUCUUCGUAAGCUGCUGCUGAAUGGUAGUUUGCUGGACCCGAGGAAACAGUUUUGUACUCCCCGCUCAUGUAAGAAAGUUCCAGCACUCUCUGUGCCUUGCUCUAUGAAACGUCGCAUUGUUCGUUAUGCGGACCUUGACUUCUACAAAGAGAAACUGAGCUGCUAGAGAGUGUAAAAGGGUCCCUAAAGUUCAUCAACAAUACCUGUAAUCUCGUUAGCAUAGAGUAUACAUGUCCUAUCUGAUGAAGAUUAUUUCGACCAUGAUGAAAUAUUGUAUAUCUAUAUACAUUGUUCUCGAUGAUAGAUAGGCACCUGAGAGAGUAGAGUGCACAAGGAAGUAAAUUUGAGACCCUUCUGCAGAGGCUUAUUCGAACCAUCUAUUGCAGAUCUGAUCAGAGUGGCAUUUGAAAUGGGAAUCUCAAUUGGCUUGAGAAGUGAACAGAUUGACUUGUGAAUCGAAAUGAUACAGACUAUUUGAUGUCUAUUACUUAGCAAAUUGUUUCAUUGAA
Physcomitrium patens is the source of this 3139-nucleotide messenger RNA. RefSeq names its product receptor protein kinase-like protein ZAR1. NCBI's taxonomy places the organism in Eukaryota, Viridiplantae, Streptophyta, Bryopsida, Funariales, Funariaceae. Gene Ontology annotation, molecular function: protein kinase activity; ATP binding. Gene Ontology annotation, biological process: protein phosphorylation. The record is from RefSeq and is a predicted model, not a curated record.